AUGAUUCUCCGCGCUCUGUCCUCCAUCCAUUCUCUUGGAUUCACCCACUGCGACAUUAAACCCGACAAUGUCCUGGUUUUUUACGCGAAAAACAAAAAGAUCGCGGAUUUCGGGCUGGCGACGGAGACCUCGAAAUUGAGUCCCAGGAGCAAGAGAUUCACAGGUUUAGUUUCUAAUAUUUCUCACACACACAUUAUUAUUAGCUAUACACUGAUACAUUUAUACAGAUUGAAGAAUAACAAAUUAACAGAGUGGUAG
Linum tenue is the source of this 258-nucleotide messenger RNA. NCBI's taxonomy places the organism in Eukaryota, Viridiplantae, Streptophyta, Magnoliopsida, Malpighiales, Linaceae. The record is from the annotation of a GenBank genome assembly.